AUGUUUUGCGUGCCUCUUUCAGCUUUCGGUCCUCCUUUGAACCUUAUCUCUAAGACAUAUAGCGUGCAUAUUUGUAGGUUUUGCUGGCAUCGUCUGCUUACGGAUGAAAACGGUCUCUGUCCUGCUUGUCGGCAACCGUAUCCGGAGGAUCCUGUUACAUUCAAGCCAUUGUCGUGCGCGGAUGUUCAACGGAUUAAGGAUGAGAAGCGGUUAAAGCAGCAGGCUGAGAAGCUGCGAAUUUCUGAAUCACGGAAUCAUCUAGCUAAUUACAGAGUUUUACAGAAGAACUUGGUAUAUGUUGUGGGACUAUCUCCGCGUGUGGCCGAUCCAGACACGUUGCGGAAACCGGAGUAUUUUGGGAGGUUUGGGAAGAUUCUCAAGGUUGUGGUUGGUACGGCGCCUACUGCUAACCACCCUCAUGCACAACCUAGUCAUACCGCUUAUGUGACGUAUAGCAAGGUCGAAGAAGCUUUGAGAGCUAUACAGGCUGUUUGUAAUGCUCAACUAGAUGGUCGAAUAGUGAAGGCCUCGUUGGGUACAACGAAAUAUUGCUCUUCUUUUUUACGGAGUCAGAAAUGCUUCAAACCGGAAUGUAUGUACUUACAUGAAAUAGCUGAUAGUGACAUCAGUUUCACAAAAGAGGAUAUGCACAUGGGCAAGCACGCUGAAUACGAGAGGAGGUUGAUAGAUACGGUAUUGAAUCGAUCAUUAGCACAGCCGCAAGAGAAGCGAACCCAACCGUGGGGUUCGAAUAAGAAUAAUAUAUGUUGGGAACAGAAUGGCAGCGAAACGAGUGAAGAAGCUGAUCAUGGGCGAGACGGGGGAUAUAAUGGUGGUGAUGAGUCACCGUCCGGUGAUCCAACGCCAUCUGAAGCAUUUGGAUCUCGGGAACGGCGGUCUUCCACCCAAGAUAAGGAGAAUAUUCCGAAACGUGGCAAAGUCAAACAGACUACAGCAUCGCCUGCUCGUUAUACCCCGGCCGGAUCAACGCCACCAUCUUCAUCACCACCGCGAGAACCGACGCCACCUUCCUUGGAUUAUAAAACUCCUCAGCCCGAGCCCGUUUCUGAAGCGAAGCCGCCGUCGUCGAGAACAGUGGAGCAGUCAAAGCCAUUUAAUUCUAUUUAUAAUCAAGAUACAGAGUCCAAGUUACUGCGGUUAUUAUGCGGUAAUGAAGAUAGCGGGGCAGGUAUGGUCCCGGCACCUGCACCCGUAAGUGAGGCGCCGGCUCCUCUUGUAAAUUGGCAGACAUUGCUGGGUCUUUCUCCGCAAGCUGCAGCCGGCAAUCACACGACACCGACAUCUUAUGCUUCUUCCACGCUACAUCCGCCGACUACACCACAGAAAUCACUGGUCUCAACGCCACCGCCAGGUCUUGGAGGCUUCACAUCGGAUGACGACCUUGGGUUCGAUCCGUUCAGUGAGUCAUCGAAAGGCUUGGCGAGGUUGCUCGAAGAAGAGGAAAAGUCGUCCAUCAUCACUGUUCUCUUCGGUGAAUGCGGCUCAGCCACCUCAAGGAUCACCAUUGGACAUGUUCGCUGGCUUGAUGAACAGCCAUCAGCACCUAAUCAUCACCACCCGCAACAUCAUCAAGUACAUCAGCCUCAACAUCGACAACAGUUUGAUCCUUACUGUGCACCUCCUCCCGGACUUACACCGCCACAGCGAUCCUCGAUUUCGUCGCAGUCGAUUUCCGAUUGGCAGGAAGGUUUGAAAGCACUGCUCCCGAAUGUGAAUGUACGUUUCGUGAGUGAUCUCGAAGGUGCUCACAACGGCAGUAGUUUGCAUCAUCUUCACCAACAACACGCAGCCGCACAUCACUCGUCGUUCGGUGCCAGAUGGCCGCCAUCAGCCUACGGUCUCGAUGUCAACGGACGCACAAAUCCGCAUCACAUUGUUCCCCACGCUGUUCCACCACCACCCGGUUUCUCGGUGCCGAAUCGAUGA
Cooperia oncophora is the source of this 1947-nucleotide messenger RNA. NCBI's taxonomy places the organism in Eukaryota, Metazoa, Nematoda, Chromadorea, Rhabditida, Trichostrongylidae. The record is from the annotation of a GenBank genome assembly.